Molecule: messenger RNA, 1695 nt
Organism: Gekko japonicus
Lineage: Eukaryota; Metazoa; Chordata; Lepidosauria; Squamata; Gekkonidae
Gene: XKR6
Product: X-linked Kx blood group related 6
Exons: 4
Coding region: 1-1695 (564 amino acids)
Biological process (GO): engulfment of apoptotic cell; apoptotic process involved in development; phosphatidylserine exposure on apoptotic cell surface
Cellular component (GO): plasma membrane
Source: RefSeq, a predicted model, not a curated record
AUGGUGCCAUCCAUCCAGCCAGCCAUCCGGGGGAAGGAGGGCGGGCGGGAGGGAGGCCCCGAUGCCAAGCGUGGCGGCGUGGGCGGACGUGUCGCCGGACCCCCCUCGCCGUCGGGGGCCGGGGCGGCGGGGGCGGCGGCGGUGGAGCGGCCGUGGCUGGACUGCCUGUGGAUCGUGCUGGCGCUGCUGGUGCUGCUGGGCGACGUGGGCACCGACCUCUGGCUGGCCCUGGACCACUACGGCCGGCGGGACUAUCUGUGGUGCGGCCUCACGCUGGCCUUCGUCCUCCUGCCUUCCGUCCUGGUGCAGAUCCUCAGCUUCCGAUGGUUCGUGCAGGACUACACCGGAGGAGGCCUGGGGGCCGUGCAGGGCCUCACCAGCCGCGGGCCUCCCAUGAUGGGCUCCGUCGGAGGGGGCAGGAGGGCCGGGCCGGGACAUCACGCCGGCGCCCCCGGAGCGCAGCGCCUCUGCAGGCUCUCCGUCUGGAUCUGGCAGUCCGUCAUCCACCUGCUGCAGAUGGGACAAGUCUGGAGGUAUAUCCGAACCAUGUACCUGGGGAUCCAGAGCCAGAGGCAAAAGGAACACCAGCGGCGCUUCUAUUGGGCUAUGAUGUACGAGUAUGCAGACGUCAACAUGCUACGCCUCUUGGAGACUUUCCUGGAGAGCGCCCCCCAAUUGGUGCUACAGCUCUGCAUAAUGAUCCAAAAGAACCGUGCAGAAACCUUACCAUGUGUUUCCUCUGUGGCCUCCCUGAUGUCCCUGGCUUGGGUGCUAGCCUCCUAUCACAAGCUUCUCCGGGACUCUAGGGAUGACAAGAAGAGCAUGAGCUACAGAGGGGCCCUUAUCCACCUCUUCUGGCGCCUCUUCACCAUCUCAUCCAGAGUUAUCUCUUUUGCCCUCUUUGCUUCCAUCUUCCAGCUCUAUUUUGGGAUCUUUGUCGUGGUCCACUGGUGCGCCAUGGCCUUCUGGAUCAUCCAUGGCGGGACAGACUUCUGCAUGUCUAAAUGGGAGGAGAUUCUCUUCAACAUGGUGGUAGGGAUCGUGUACAUUUUUUGCUGGUUUAAUGUCAAGGAAGGGCGGACUCGAUACCGAAUGUUUGCCUAUUACACCGUAGUCUUGACAGAGAAUGCUGCCUUGACGCUCCUUUGGUAUUGUUACAGAGAUCCCGACACCACUGACUCAUUCGCUGUGCCAGCGCUUUGUUGCGUCUUUCUUAGCUUCGCUGCCGGGAUAGCACUGAUGCUCUUAUAUUACGGCGUCCUGCAUCCCAUGGGGCCAAGAGCUAAGAUUUUUGCCAGCUCCUGUUGCGCCGAGCUGCUCUGGGGCAUUCCUUUGCCCCCUGAUGUUGAACCCAUGGCUCCCCAAACCCCUGGGUACCGGGCGGCCCAGGCUACGCCGACCAGAGCGGCCACGGAGCAACAGGAGGAACUCACGGCUGACACUUGCCUGCCAGUUUUCCAAGUGAGAGCAAUGGUGCCAUCAACUCCAUCUGGGCGACCCUACCACCCUGACGGCCCGCUCAUUAAGAUAGAUAUCCCAAGAAAGAGGUACCCAGCUUGGGACGCUCAUUUUGUAGACAGGAGGUUGAGAAGGACUAUAAACAUUCUCCAGUAUGUCACCCCCACCGCUGUAGGAAUUAGAUAUAGAGAUGGACCUCUCUUGUAUGAAUUGCUACAGUAUGAAUCUUCACUUUAA